This is a messenger RNA of Trichobilharzia szidati, 1829 nucleotides long. NCBI's taxonomy places the organism in Eukaryota, Metazoa, Platyhelminthes, Trematoda, Strigeidida, Schistosomatidae. The record is from the annotation of a GenBank genome assembly.
CAUCUUGAUUUCACAUUUAUGAAUUAGUAAUGUUUGCCCGAGUGUUAACAGUCUUUUUUCUUCUAAAUAUUUUUUGCAAAGCUGUUAUUUCCAUUGACAGUUAUGAAGCUUAUUUCCUACCAGAUUCACUUUUCAUUCAGCAAUCAGAAUCAGACACAGUGAAGAUAGGCUUGAAUCAAUCAGUGCCAAACGAUGUGACGCUUAAGCUAAGCUACUGGGAAAGAAAUGGUGAUAUGGUUUCACCAGAAAAGCUGAACGGCUCAGCCAUUCUUCCUAUACCUGAUUUUGUUAUAAAGAAAAAUCAAGAUGGUCCUACUCCUGUCACAAUAACUGGUAACUUACCCGGUCAUAUAUAUCUGAGAAUAAAUUCAUCUGGAAGUAUUGAUAUUGUAAACGCAAAAUCUGCAAUAUGUCGAGUGACUGUUGUGCGUUUACGUUGGUUAAAUAUACUACAAAUUAUAAUUGGUUGGCUUUAUUUUGCUGCUUGGACUGUUUCAUUCUAUCCUCAGUUAUAUAUGAAUUGGAGAAGGAAAAGUGUGGUUGGAUUUAAUUUUGAUUUCGCCAUAUUGAAUGUUAUUGGAUUCCUCUACUACAGCAUCUAUAAUAUUGGAUUAUUUUGGAUUCCAUUAAUACAGCAACAAUAUUUAAGCAGAAAUCCUUUGGGUACAAUACCAGUACUGACAAACGAUGUGGUAUUUGCAUUUCACGCCUUCAUUAUAUCCUCAUUAACAGCAUUUCAAAUCUUAAUUUAUGAUCGUGGUGACCAGCGUGUCUCCAAAUUGUGCAUAGGGUUAAUAAUUCUGAUCGCAAUAUAUACAAUCAUUGUGUGUAUAAUAGGUGGUGCAAAUGUUGUACAAUGGUUGGAUACCUUUUAUCUAUUAUCUCAUGUGAAACUAGUCAUCUCAAUUGUGAAAUAUACACCUCAGGCGUAUAUGAAUUUCCGUCGAAAAAGUACAGUUGGAUGGAGUAUAGCCAAUAUUAUGUUGGAUUUCAGUGGUGGAAUUCUUAGCAUUGCUCAAAUGAUUAUUAUUGCAUACAAUAACAAUGAUAUCAGUAGUAUAACUGGCUCACCGAUAAAACUUGGCCUAGGCAUAUUGUCAAUUGCAUUCGAUAUCUUAUUUAUGGUACAACAUUGGUGCUUAUAUCGUCAUCCACCAAAUCAAGAUUUCGAUGUGAUUACUGUUGAAGAAGAAAAGACUGACAUAGAAGAUCCGCCGAAUAAGGAAAAACCAACCCCCUGAUUACUGUUUUUUUUCUCUGUGAAUGUAAAUAAUACAUUCUAUCAAACAACAGAAAAAAAAGAAGAGGAAGAAGAAGAAGUGUCACUCACUACUUCUAUUCUUUCAUUGCUGCUGUCAUUUUCGUGUUCCUACAUCUUUAUUUUUGAUACAUAUAUAUAUUAUACAUAUCCUAUGGUAAUCAUUUUUGAUAUACGAAUCUCUCUCCGUCUCUCUGAGUUUCACUAACUGUCUUUCUCUAUCCAUGGCUCUUCCUUUAUUCUGUUCGCCUCACUUCUUACACUGCUUCCCUAUCCAUCCUUCUAGUUACAAUCAUAAGUAUUAUGAUUAAAAUUUACGUCUCUAUCUCACUCUUGAGAAAGAGAGGGAAAGAAUAAAUACUCACAAAGCAAUUGUUAUUUCAUCUGAAUAUAUACGCAUAAAAUCGAAAUGAACUGUUCAUUUUCUUUUUCUUCUCCUUCAUGAUAGAAAUUGUAUCUGUUUCAGUGAGCAGUGUUCAUCAUCAUUUAUCUGCAUGUGAUAGAUGUAAUUUUGUUCAUUGAGAGUGCUUUUAAGAUGUUUGUUAUAAUCGUUGAUUGAGAAGAAAAUUAU